AUGUAUGAUCCAGAGGGUUACUCCCUUUGGUUUUGUGAUUACAAAUACAACAAUGAAAAUAUAGUUUCAUUUGUGACUUUGAACAAGGUGGGCGGUUUUCUGCAGCGGAUGGAUUUGGCUCGUAAAUAUGCGUUUAGGAAGAUGUUGGUGAUUGGGUCUGAUCCUCCUUUCAAGGUGAAGGGCUUGUGGCUGUUCCGUGGGCAAGAAGUUCCCCAGUUCAUAAUUGAUGAAUGUUAUGACAUGGAACUGUAUGAUUGGUGUAAGGUUGAUAUAACUGAUGAGGAUCAAAAGAAGCGUGUGAACCAGAUGAUUGAUGAUCACAAGCCUUUUGAGGGGGAGGCUUUGUUGGAUGCCAAAUGCUUCAAGUGA
Molecule: messenger RNA, 369 nt
Organism: Rosa chinensis
Lineage: Eukaryota; Viridiplantae; Streptophyta; Magnoliopsida; Rosales; Rosaceae
Product: elongation factor 1-gamma-like
Exons: 1
Coding region: 1-369 (122 amino acids)
Biological process (GO): translational elongation
Molecular function (GO): translation elongation factor activity; glutathione transferase activity
Source: RefSeq, a predicted model, not a curated record